AUAUAAACAAAUGAAAACUUUUAAUUGCUCUCAAAACUUACAUAGAAAAAGGAAUAAAAUAAGUGAAAAUGCACAGUAGUUUUAAUGUUAAUAUGCCAAGUUGGUUAUUUCCUGGCAUGAGAGCAAUUUACCAACAACUCUUUGGCAUUUAUCGUGAGUCAAAUCCACUUGUAAUAUCUACGGUAAACAAAAUAUGGCAGUUUUCGAAUAGCAAUGAGCCAUUAGAUUACAUCUUUAUAUAUGCAAAUCCGGGUUCACCUCAAGAAGAAGUUCCACAACAUUGGCAUUAUGUUAGCUUAGGUCUCUCUGACUUAUAUGGUGACUCAAGAAUUCAUCCACUUGAUCCAUCAGUGUCAUCUGAACGAGUUUCUGGUAUGGGAUUUGAACUCACAUUUCGACUUAAAAGACAUGAAGAAGUAACACCUCCGUCUUGGCCAGCACAACUUCUUCAACAACUUGCGAAAUAUGUUUUUAUGUCGAGAAAUAAAUUUUAUCCCGGUGAUCACAUUCCCUGGAAUAAACCUUUGGAUGGUAAUGAAGCAACAAGAAUUCGUCAUUUACUUGUAGCAAUGGAUUGUCAACUGAAAAAGAUAAAAACUAUUCUUGGACAUGUUACGUUUUGUCAAAUUGUUGGAGUAACUGAUGAAGAGUUGAAUCGUGCUCAGUCUUACAAUGUCAAAGGAAUUUUAAAUCUGCUGAGAAAGGAUCCAAAAACUGGUGGAAUGUCACUUUGCACUGAUAUGCGACGGAUGCACAGUGUCUUUGAUUUAUUUCCACAAACUGUUCAAAUGUUAGAAGAUGAUUUGGAACGUGAAGGAAGCGAUUUGGCAGGAAUUGAUGCUGAGUUUUUCUACCGAGAACUUCCAAAAAUUGCCAUUAAAACCUCACUUUGCCUCACAAUGUCUGAUUCAGAUCGGUCACUCGAUUUCACACGUGACUUAAGACGAUUAGAUCUCAGAACAAGUGCUGAACUUAACGCUCAUCAUUCGGCAUCUUCUCCAUUCGUUCCAUUUUCUCAUCGUGGACCAAUAUUUCUGGACGGAGUUGAAGUCAUUUUCAGUCCAACAACGGCUAAAUUUCUGAAGCUGGCAUUUAGAGAUCGUUUGCGUCACGGCCAUCAUUUCACGUUUCAAAACCCUGACACACAUUUAACUCUUGUAGCAGAAACUGUUCAAGGAUGUUUCGUUACAAAAGAUCAACCGUAUGCAAUCAGUGGUAAAUGGCUUCAAAUCAGAAUCGAUUCUGACUUACUUAUGACAAUCAUUGGACAAAUGAAAGAUUUAGAUCCUGAAAAGAUUUCAACACUUCCACUUCCACUAGUGUUUGAUUAUCCCGAGAAAAAUUUACGCUUUAUUGUUAACACAUUAUCAGCAAGUAGCAUGAUACAUUGAAAGUGCCAUUGAAUGAAUUUUACGCUUUGAACAAUCAAAAAAGUUUUAUUUCUUCAUUUAUUGAUGAAAUAUUUAAAGAAAAAGACUUUGAAGAACAUAAAUGUCAUUGAUAAAAAAAGAAAUCUUCCAAUUUGUGACUUAAUAAUAAUUUCUACUCAUAAUAAUAAGAUAAUAGCUUAAUAAUUGUAUUUUCGUAAUGAAUUGAUGAUAAAUGUUAAAUAUUUGUCUUCCUCAAGAAUCUUAUUACAAUGCUUCCAUGAUGUGCCUGAAACAUUAAUCUCAAAUCUUUUUAUUUUUCUAUUAUUAAAAAAAAUGUUAAUCAAAAAGAACGACUGCGAACAAAUAAAAAAGCUAAUAAAAAUGCAAUAAAAUUACAAUUUAUCGCUGAUCACAUUUAAG
Clunio marinus is the source of this 1790-nucleotide messenger RNA. The record is from the annotation of a GenBank genome assembly. Lineage: Eukaryota; Metazoa; Arthropoda; Insecta; Diptera; Chironomidae.